This is a messenger RNA of Esox lucius (northern pike), 4405 nucleotides long. RefSeq names its product kinase suppressor of Ras 1. Bases 656 to 3154 code for a protein of 832 amino acids. The transcript has 20 exons. Gene Ontology annotation, biological process: protein phosphorylation. The record is from RefSeq and is a predicted model, not a curated record. Gene Ontology annotation, molecular function: ATP binding; protein kinase activity. NCBI's taxonomy places the organism in Eukaryota, Metazoa, Chordata, Actinopteri, Esociformes, Esocidae.
AAGAGUUACUGUUUAGAAAAAUUGGUUAGUGGCCUAAGAUUUGCACAGUACUGUUGUCCAUGAAUCUAGAGCCGUAAUGUAGUCUCUGUGGUUGUUCCACCUAUGCUGACUGGCUGGAUUCUGCAUGGACUGUCUAUCUGUUGAGAUUUUCAACUGCUUAAGGUUUCUCUGUAACAUGGUUGUGAAUGUAUCCCUGGAGCAGCAUGGAAGGUUCAGUGAAGCCCAAUGUCUCCCUACACCUGGGAAGAAUAGGCAGGCAGGCAGGCAGGCAGGCAGGGAAGAGGUCAGGGGCGACCAACUAAGUCUGACGCCACCAGUUGUGCUGAUGCACCACUUUGGCAUUUCAGCAGCCGGAAGACAGAAGGGCUGCUAUCUGGCAGAGCCUGCUUGGAGAGAGAGAGAGACACACACACAGAGGGAGGAAGGGAGGGACUGAGAGAGCGAGCGAUUGAGGGAAAUAGAGAAAAUAAAAAACUGGGAGUGUGAGAGACUGAGCUGGGGAGAGGAGUUAAAUUCUCAGUGUGUAGGACAGCAGUUUUGAGUGCUAGGUUUUCUAACCAAAACUGGGAUAUGAAAGAAGUGGCUUCAGCACGACAGAGUCCAUAUUGAGGACGCGGCUGUACCCACUAAAUUGUCCCUGGAUGCCUUGCUGAAGAUGUCCAGUUGUCAGGUGCAGGACACCAUGAGACGGCUGGGUUCCAACCCAGAGGAGUGCUCCCAAAUCACUGCUGCCCUCUCCCACCUGAAGAGGGUUACUCAGACAGGUGAAGAUAUCAGGGAAGACCCAGGACCGUGGAUACCAGAACUGCCCCGAGGUGACAGCAACACAUUGCCACCCCCGGGCGGUCGCCCCUCCACCCCUGCCACCUUAACCCACGGCUCCACACCCAGUCCCCACGCGCACGGCCGUUCGUUCUCCGUGACCGUUGUACCCUGUGCGGACGACACCGGGCAUCAGGUGUACGCGGACGGCGUGUCGGACGUUUUCCACUCCUCACCGCUGCUCCUCAAGACCAAGCACCCCACACGAACACCACCGCCGCCCUCCCGAAAGCGCCUGCAUCUGCCCUUCAACUUCACCCUGACGCGGAGCAAGAGCCACGAGUCACAGCUGGCUAACCGCAUAGAAGAACCGGUGACCAUUAAGGGUGGUAAGAAGAACAAACUGCUACUGAACGUGCAUAUCAACAGUAGCAGCUGGAACGGGGGUGAAGACUUGGCCCGUACCCCUGGCCCAGCCACCGCCCCCUAUACCCUCCCAGGAACCCCUACAUUGCUGGACCACAACCUGUCGUUGCACCGGGGCUCUCCACAGAUGAUGAGGAGGGAUAUCGGCCUCUCUGUAACACACAGGUUCUCAACCAAGUCCUGGCUCUCACAAACAUGCCAGGUGUGUCAUAAGAACAUGAUGUUUGGCGUUAAGUGCAAACACUGCAAGUUAAAGUGCCAUAACAGAUGUACCAAAGAAGCCCUUCCAUGUAGGAUAUCGUUUCUCCCAUGUAAGCCCUGCCCAUUCCCAGACCCACAAAUGCGCCGGGCAGAAUCUGUACCAUCAGGUAUCAAUAAUCAAAUUGACCGUACGGCGGAGCUUCCAAUCCAGUUUGGCACUUUACCAAAGGCGCUAACGAAAAAGGACUACCCCCCCAUGCUGAGCCAGAUGGACUCCAGCAGUAACCCCUCCUCAACCACUUCCUCCACUCCCUCCUCGCCCGCCCCUUUCCAGCAGAACAACCCCCCCAGCGUCACUGCCACACCGCCCCCCAACUCCAUACCCAGCCCCCAGGGCCCCAGAGACAGCCACUUCCACUACCCAGCUGGCUGUUAUUUCCAACCUAGACAGCAGUUUGUCUUCCCUGAUGUUCUGUCUCCACCUUACCCAGUGGAGCCCCACCCUGAAGACUACCACAACACUGGAGACACACAGCAGCUGGUCCCUAAAUCUCAGUCUCAAGGACAGGAAGGAGGAGCGGAAGAGGCAGAGGAAGAGGAGGAAGAGGAGGAGGAGGAGGAAGAUCCAGCAGAUGGAGAUGAGGAACUCUGUAGCAGGGAGGGCAGAGAUCAAGGCCACUCCGACGGAGAAUGUGAUGGGGACGAGUUAGAGGACCUGCCCAGCUCCAGGGGACGGACGGCCGGGGGGCCGUGGAGGGGCCCCAUCUCUCGCAAGGCAAGCCAGACCAGCGUGUACCUGCAGGAGUGGAACAUCCCCUAUGAGCAGCUGGAGAUGGGGGAGCUCAUCGGCAAGGGCCGCUGGGGGAAGGUGCAUAAGGGUCGGUGGCACGGAGAGGUGGCAAUCCGGCUGUUAGAGAUAGAUGGGAACAACCAGGACCACCUGAAGCUGUUUAAGAAGGAAGUGAUGAACUACAGACAGACCCGCCAUGAGAACGUGGUCCUCUUCAUGGGGGCCUGCAUGGCCCCGCCCCACCUUGCCAUCAUCACCAGUUUCUGCAAAGGACGGACACUAUUUUCAUUUGUAAGAGAUUCCAAGACCACGCUGGACAUCAACAAGUCGAGGCAGAUUGCUCAGGAAAUUGUCAAGGGAAUGGGCUACCUUCACGCCAAAGGCAUUGUCCACAAGGACCUGAAGUCUAAGAAUGUCUUCUAUGACACAAACAAUGUGGUCAUCACAGACUUUGGACUUUUUGGAAUGUCCGGAGUGGUACAAGAGUACCACAAGAGGCGAGAGAAUGAGCUCAGGCUUCCUAACGGCUGGAUCUACUACUUGGCCCCUGAAAUCGUCCGCAGGAUGGGCCCUGGGAACCAUGAGGACUGCCUGCCAUUCUCCAGAGCUGCAGACGUCUACGCUUUUGGAACAAUUUGGUACGAACUGCAGGCCCGGGGCUGGCCAAUCACCAACCAGCCGGCAGAGGCCACCAUCUGGCUGGUAGGCAGUGGCAAGGGCUUGAAGAAGGUCCUUGCAGAGCUCACCCUGGGCAAGGAGGUCACGGAGAUCCUGUCUGCCUGUUGGUCUUUCAAGCCGGACGAGCGUCCCUCCUUCACCCAGCUUUCGGACGUGUUGGAGAGGCUGCCGAAGCUCAACCGCAGGCUGUCUCACCCUGGACACUGGAAGUCAGCUGAGCCCUGGGUUCAUCACCACUGCCUGCGGGACCAUUGUAGUCCCAGGCUGCAAUCUCGCUGCCCCUAUAUGUACAAAUAACUCAUCUCUCAGUGGCACGUUUGUCCUCAACAGAAACCCAAAGAAAUGCUUUAAAUUCAAAGACACAAGGAAUUCAAGCCUGUCCUCAAUUUGCUGCUUAUUCCACUUUUACCAGGCCUAGCAGGGGCUCCCUAACCCUGUUCCUGGAGAUCGACUGUCCUGUAGGUUUUCUGUCUGACCACAUUUGUGACUAACCUGAUUUAGCUUUUUAUCCAGUUAUUUAUUAGUAUUGGGUGUGCUAAAUUAGAGUUGGAGAGAACCUAGAGGAUAGUAGACCUCCAGGAACAAGGUUGGGUAACAACUGGCCUGUUUAGUAACAGCAGAGAACAGCUAUAUAUUUUUCCUCUAUUUAUCUACAUUUUGAACUAGAUUGGAGUUCUGUUGGUUUAGAUGUGGUGGUAAGGAGUUUGUAAUUUAAUCAUUAGCAGCUUCAAAAACCACAAACCUAAUAUUGUGGCUAUUGCCCUAACAAUAAUGAAAUAGCCAAGAGUCUAAUAAAGUAACCAAUAGAGUCAUGGAUCUUUGUUACCUUCAAAAUCCAGUAAAAUGCACUCCCUGACUUGGUUGCUGUUCAUUGUGCAACUGCUGUUAGCAUUAUGGUGUUAAUAUUGACUAAUGCACUCUUGUUCUAACCACUUGCUAUUUUUCUGUCAUUGUGCUGUUUGUCAUUUUUUCUUUCUCCUUUUUGUCACCCUACAUCUUAGGUUGUAACCUUCUCUGCAUGCAAGACUAAGUGGCAGUAUGGGUUUUAACAUCAGAUGUUGACUUGCCUCAUACAUUCUUUGCAUGCCUCAGUCACCAUGCCCUUUGUGUUAGUGUGCGUGUGUGUGAAUAUGUAAUGGGUGUGUGUAUGUUACGUAUGUGUGUGUAUGAACGUGUAUUCCUUGUUUGGGUGGUUGCUGAAUGUAAUGUCAUAGACUGCAGUAAUUGCAUGUUAGCAAUUAUAACCACACAAAGAUAUGUGUAUCUACAUGUAAUGUAUAUAAUUGUUUUAUUUAAUGUACAGAUAACAUUUCUUUUAUGUGUACAAAGUUUUUAUAUUUCAUUCUAUGUGACAUUAUAGGUACUUCACAUCUAGCUAUGUAGAGCUUUAGAAAAUACAUUUUCACUCCCAGAACUGUACAGUACUUAAAGAUGGGUUGGGAUUUUUAAUGUUAUAAGAACGUAUAUUUUUGUACAGAUUGCUGUAAAACUCUGAAAGCAUUUCUGUUUUCAUUAGUCAAAGGCAAUAAAAGUUCUCUAGUCAUUUGG